Messenger RNA from Acromyrmex echinatior (Panamanian leafcutter ant), 1419 nucleotides. It is a transcript of the gene Saysd1, whose product is annotated as SAYSVFN motif domain containing 1. Lineage: Eukaryota; Metazoa; Arthropoda; Insecta; Hymenoptera; Formicidae. The record is from RefSeq and is a predicted model, not a curated record.
AAUACCUUAUGUGUGUGUCGAAAUGAUGUAUUAUAGAUUAGGCAAUGCGAAUGGAAUCGAAAUUGAUCGUCUCUCUAAGAAGCUAAGAUAUAAAGUACGACAUAUAAAGACAAGAAGGUUGAAAUGGAAAACUAGAAAGGGAAGGGGGAAAAAAAUAAUAAGAAGGAAAGAAUAAAGUGGAAGGGAGAGAAAGUAGGGAGAGAAGAGAAGGAUAGGGAAGGGAAAGCAAUCAAGAGGGAGAAAGAGACUGGAUGAUCUGUGAAUAAGUAUCGGGUAAAGAUUCGGUAUCGUUUUGUCUAUUAAGGCCUUGUUUCUGUCUUUUAAUAUGAAUCAUUUUAGACACCAAUCUCUUAUUGUAAGAAGAUUCGCAGUCCAAAAUUCUCACAUCAUUCCAUUUGAAAUUAUGAUCAAAAUUGAUUCGAUGAUCAGUUAUGACAGUAGGAGAACCUGUAUUCUUUUUGAUGUCAGAGAUACGUUCGUGUAGUCUCGUGCUCAAUUUUCUCUUUGUCUGACCAACACUCGCCUCGGCAACAUAACUUCGGCUAUCUCUGAUUAGAGAAAUUGAAAUUUAAUUUUUCGAUUUCUCGAUCAGAACUUGACUGAGGUAUCGAUAUCUCGAAAUCGAUUCAGUCGAUUUCAGCGCGUUUGCCACAUACCACUAUUGCUAACAAUGGCAGAUUGAUAGCAGGUAGCAAUUGCAAACACCUGAUGUGUCAAGCAUCAUCGUGAUGAAUUCAAAAUAAUCGUGAUGACGGUGAAGGAGAGAUUGGAGGCGUAUAGACGCAAGAAGCGCAGACAGGAAAUGAUGGAAUCGAUCAAGAACAUAAUGAGAAAUAUAUUUUCAUGGAAUCGUGAAAUCAGAAUCGAGAAAUUUGAAGAAUCGAUGAAGGAGGAGCAGGUUAAACUGUGCAAACAGUCUGUGGAUGUCGAAGAGGAUGUCCAGGAGGUCGACGUUCAAGAGGAGGACAACACGCAGGAAUCGCAAAGUACAGUGUUAAAACGAGUAAUCUAUUUAUUAUACUUUCUGUUAUGGGCCACGUUAUAUAUGAUUGCAUUGGAGUACGAGUUUGGUGCUGUCUACUUCAUACUGUCAGCUCUGAUCUUUAUCUGCUUGAACACCAGAUCUGGGCCGAAACGACGCGGCGAACCCAGCGCUUAUUCUGUCUUCAAUCCGAAUUGUGAGGCGAUAGAGGGUACUCUCGAUGCAUCACAGUUUGAAAAAGAAAUAAGAUAUGGUAUAGGAGGGAUACGAUGAAAUUGACAUAAAUCAGGAAAGUCUGAAUACAGAUUUGAUGUUGUUCGCAUCCCGAUCUAUUUUACGUCAUGAUUGGAUUAUUUAAUGUGGAAAUGAAUAUGUAACAUUUUCAUUGUCAGAUAAAUAGCUUUACGAUUUAAAGCUAAAGUAAUGUUACAUGAGCA